AAGUGGUCAAGUUGUGAUUUGAAUUCAGGCAGUCAGGCUCCAGAAUCUGCAUACCGAACCGCUGUGAUAAACCUCCUCCAAGAACAAGGCAAGAUGUGCAUAUAAACCAAAGGACAGAAAGAUUUUUAUAUUGGACUAUAAUCUAGUAUAGUUCUUUUCUGGUGAUUCCCUGGCCAAUGGCUAAUCUGUCGACUUGAAUGCCUGUGGUCUUCUUUAUUUUCAGUCAGCUUGCACACCACGUCCGGGUGAUCUUCCCCAAAGGUUACUUUAUGGAAUUGGGCCCUUAGAGAACAAGAAAAGACUGAAGUUUUACGGGAAAACAAAUCAUGUGGUCUUCAGAUUCUGAAAUAAGGAGAAAUGCAGCCAUCUGAAAUGGUCAUGAACCCCAAACAAGUCUUCCUCUCUGUGCUGAUAUUUGGAGUAGCUGGGCUACUCCUCUUCAUGUAUUUGCAAGUCUGGAUUGAAGAACAACAUACAGGGAGAGUGGAGAAGAGAAGAGAACAAAAAGUAACUUCAGGAUGGGGACCAGUGAAGUACUUGCGGCCUGUACCCAGAAUCAUGAGUACAGAAAAAAUCCAGGAACAUAUCACCAACCAGAACCCCAAGUUUCACAUGCCUGAGGAUGUACGAGAAAAAAAGGAAAAUCUUCUACUCAAUUCUGAGAGAUCUACUAGGCUCUUAACAAAGACCAGUCAUUCACAAGGAGGGGAUCAAGCUUUAAGUAAGUCCACAGGGUCACCAACUGAGAAGUUAACUGAAAAACGUCAAGGAGCUAAGGCUGUUUUUAACAAGUUCAGCAACAUGAAUUGGCCAGUGGACAUUCACCCUUUAAACAAAAGUUUAGUCAGAGAUAAUAAAUGGAAGAAAACUGAUGAGACCCAAGAGAAACGAAGGUCUUUCCUUCAGGAGUUUUGCAAGAAAUACGGUGGGGUGAGUCAUCAUCAGUCACAUCUUUUUCAUACAGUAUCCAGAAUCUAUGUAGAAGAUAAACACAAAAUCUUAUAUUGUGAGGUACCUAAGGCUGGCUGUUCCAAUUGGAAGAGAAUUCUGAUGGUACUAAAUGGAUUGGCUUCCUCUGCAUACAACAUCUCCCACAAUGCUGUCCACUACGGGAAGCAUUUGAAGAAGCUAGAUAGCUUUGACCUAAAGGGGAUAUAUACCCGCUUAAAUACUUACACCAAAGCUGUGUUUGUUCGUGAUCCCAUGGAAAGAUUAGUGUCAGCCUUUAGGGACAAAUUUGAACACCCCAAUAGUUAUUACCAUCCAGUAUUCGGAAAGGCAAUUAUCAAGAAAUAUCGACCAAAUGCCUGUGAAGAAGCAUUAAUUAAUGGAUCUGGAGUCAAGUUCAAAGAGUUUAUCCACUACUUGCUGGAUUCCCACCGUCCAGUAGGAAUGGACAUUCACUGGGAAAAGGUCAGCAAACUCUGCUAUCCGUGUUUGAUCAACUAUGAUUUUGUAGGGAAAUUUGAAACUUUGGAAGAAGAUGCCAAUUACUUUUUACAGAUGAUCGGUGCUCCAAAGGAGCUGAAAUUUCCCAACUUUAAGGAUAGGCACUCUUCCGAUGAAAGAACCAAUGCUCAAGUCGUGAGACAGUAUUUAAAGGAUCUGACUAGAACUGAGAGACAAUUAAUCUAUGACUUUUAUUACUUGGACUAUUUAAUGUUUAAUUAUACAACUCCAUUUUUGUAGUUUGCAUUCAUUUUCUAAAACCCUGUAUAUACUUGAUGAUAAGUUCAAAUCAGCUGUAAUUUUUCUAUAAUUCUCUGUAUGACAGAAAUUUAACUAAGUGCAGUUGUCUUGAUUUAAUGUAGAUUUUUACCAAAUAGUAUGACACCAAUUGGCACAAAGUUAUAGGAAAAUCACCUACAGGAGAUGUAAACAACUUGAGUUGCUCUAAAAUGUUUGGAAAAGAGCUGCUUUUGCAUUAUGAAUUAUAUUGUUGAAGCAAUAACCUAGCCAGCUGUUGCAUUAGCUAAAGCAGCCUCUUGCAAUGGUAGGAAAAAAGGAUCUCAAAUAGCAUGAGUGUAUGUCUAUAUCCUGGAAUUUAUUGUCUAAAAUGCAUGAAUAUAUUUUUAGCAGUCUGUGGCAUAUUAAUCAAACUGUUGAAUUGUUUUCUUACACCCUGGUAAUCUUUCUGUCAACUAUAAUGAUAAAUCCAUUUUGAAGUGAUAUUUUGGACUUAGGCAUUUUACUUUAGAUUGGAAGGCAUUAUGUGAUUUACAAUAUGAGAAUAUAGCAGAAAAACCAGAUGAGGCUGUGGCUUUUUAUAUUCAACAGCCAAUAAAAAAUGCACAACAUGCUAAGAUCAAAGCAACAAAAGCAACCUUCUUCUUCCAGAAAAACUUAAGGGAAUUGAUUCUGUUUUCUUUCGAGCCUUCCACAAAGAGACAAAAUGAACACAAGCACUAACGGUCUACAGUUCUGAAGCAGGCAGUUGAGAACCUUAAGUCUCAUCAGAUAUAAAUGUGCUCCUAAUUCUGGUUUAAUUGAGCAGGGGGGAAAUUGUUUCAGGAUGGAAUAAUCAUCAAAAACAAAAGUUGCCAUUCUGAAUAUGGAACUCAAACAAUAACAAAGUUUUAUAAGUAUAUUAUUUGAAUCAAAGCAUCAUGUGCAUAGCUUUAUAUGUGGAAUAUGCCCUAAGAAUAGCUUUUGUUUUCAGUUUAAUUAUUCAGCUUAGGAAUGACUUUUUAAAAACUAAUAUACCACUUCAAAGAUAGGUUAUGUUCUAGAGAAUAAACAUAAAAAGAGCCCCUAGAAAUGUGUUUAAUAGGCUUAUGCAUAAGUAAAUUAAGGUAUUUUCUUGUUAAGUUUAAAUAUUCUAUACUAACAAAGUCAGAUACCAUUGCAUUCAAAUAUUAAAUCAAAGUCCUUAGAAAAAUAGGUCCAUGUGUCACCCUUAUGAAUAGUUGUAAUGCAUUUUGGAAUUUUUUUCCAAGGGAUCCUAAAUUAGAUCCCUUGGGGGAAAAAAAGGGAUCAUUUUGGAUGGGAAACAUUUGGAUGGGAAACCUACUUUAAUUGGUCGACUUUUACCCUGAGUUAAGAAAAUCACAAGUCUUUCAAACCCUGCUUAAAUGCUUUUCCUGAACAUCUUCCUCUUCCUAAGCUAUCAUUUUUUUCUUAUCAGUAAAUAUUCAGUAAUGGCUUUCAAAGAACAGUAGGUAUUAAUAGUUGAAUGUUAAUAGACCAAGAUAGUUGCAGUCUUACUUAUUUCAUUUUGAUUUUCUAUUUCAUGGCUGAGUAUUCAUGAAUUGCUUCACUCCUUACACACACCUGCCGUGUCCCAUCUGUGUCUCCCAAGGAGUGAGUAAACCGCAAUGGGCUGAGAGAUCAAAAGUAUUAAACCUUCUAAUCCAACCUUUUACUACUUUUCCAUGCCAUUAACUCUUGCCUCUAGACCAUACACUUAAGCUGUGCUCUCAGUUUUUAAGACGUUUUACUCUGGAGUAAUCUAAAUUACAUAAUUUAAAAUUUUGCUGCACCAUGUAGAGUAGAUUCCUAGUAAUUUCGGGGAAUUGAAAUUAUCUUUUUAUGGAGAGAGAAAAUAGAAAAUAUUCCAGAAGCCUGAAAUUUUAUUCCUAAGAAACACAAAACUUGCUUUAUAUGAAAUCCGCUAUAAAGAAUAAAGGCAAUUUCCUCAAAAGUAUUCCUAAAACUAUAUAAGGAACAGACAAAGAACUUUCAAUAGCUUUAGAAGGAAAAAAAAUGGAAACAACAGUCCUACCUCUCUUACUGGCAUUUGUAAUGCAUUGGGCAGGGUGGAAUGCAUACCUAUAUAAAUGUUUGGCUUUGAUGGUGGAGAGGAGGGAUGAGCGGAAGAAAAUGAUACCCAGUGUUCUCUACGGAAAGCUGUAAUGUACCUUUUGCUGUAUAUGUUCCUUUCCUGACCCUUUCCAACGAGCCCAUGUCACCAUGGGUCAUUCUUUUCCUAAAUGGGCUCUAUGAUGCCAAGUGACACCCUGUGUGGUUGCAAGUUCCAAAAGCCAUGCAUGUCUUUGUCAAAUAAGAACAAACUUUUUAUGUACCUGCUCUUCAUUUUAGAUGGCUUAUUUUCAUGUUAGGACCAAAGAAGCCAGUCAUCAUCCUGGAUUACUUGUGAGUUUAAAACCAAACUCCAUUUUUCUCUCCUGACUUAUUUGGCCUUGCAGACCAGCUCACAUUCACCUUUGUCAUUUCUGCCUGUGCAUAAAUCCAGGUGGGAACACCACUGUUCUUUAGGACCAUCACAAUUUCAUGAAUUUAAUUCCUAAAGGCAAGUGACCAAAUCCAGACUUAUCUUCCAGAUGUCCAAAGUUCCCAUUUUAACAUUAGGUGCAAUUAUAAGUCCUCCAAUUAAACCCUAAGGAUCCUAUUUGUUUUUAUAGGCAGCAGUAACACAAUGGGCAGACCCCUUCGCUCUGUUAUUCCCCUGUCUGGAAUUACUAUCAGGGUAACAAGUUGGCAAUUAAAUCCAAAACCACAGUUACGUAACCUGUAAACUAUCUAUAGAUGUGCAAUAUUGAUGUGAUUGUGCCCAGAAACUGCCAUAAACUUCAAUGGAAACAUAUGUACAGGACAUCCAGUUUUCGGAUUUUCUCAAACAUUUGGAAAUAUCCAUUAAUUCAAUGGAAAUGUGAGGCCACUUGCUAGAUGUCUAUAAAACAUUCUGUAACAGAAAAUAAUAAUAUUAUUAUCAUUAGGGAAUUAGUAGUUCUAAUUCAAGAACUACUUGUAUGUCGUUUUUAAUUAGAAAGAGGAAAAAUACUUUUACAUUUUAUUGAUGUAUUAUUAUUCUUAUCUCCUAAAAUGUAUAGUGGUUAGCAGAAGGUAUAUAUAAGAAGAUGCAGAGAAUUUUGAAUAUUAGAGUGCCCUUUGAAAAGAUCACUUGCUGAAUUAAUAGAACUUGGGAUUAGGCUAGGACUACAGUAAACGUCUCCCUCCUGUGCAUUCUCAUAUGGCCUCUCAGGGCAUCCCAGCCUCUAGGCCUUCAUGGGGCGUAGUGAAGCAGAUGUUUUGCCCAGGGCUAACCCUCCCAAGAUGCUCUGAUACUUGAAAAAGGAUUGGCCAAAGGCGUUUAAUUAUAGCUCAACUACCUGAGAACCUUAGGCCAAGGCUAAUUCAAUUUAGUCCUACAUUUAGGCUCAUACCUUCUCAAUCUCAAUCAUGAUCAUUAUACAGUAAUCGUAUGCAUGAUCCUAGCUAACACUUAUUCAAUACUUACUGGGUGUCAGGCACUCUUCAAGUAGUUUACAUGCAUUAAUUUAAUCUCCAUAGCCAGUCUAACAUAGGUACUAUUAUGUAGCCCUCUCCCUUUCCAUCUAUCAUAAAGGAAAGUAAAGCAGACUAUAGCUGAGUAACUUGCCUAAGGAGACAGAGAUGAUAAGUAGGUCAGAAGCCAUGAUGAAGCCAAGCAGCAAAUACCACUACCAAACUCUUUGCUUAGAAUAUUACAAACCAAUAUUUACUUUUGCUUUCUGUUACCUCUAUUCAGGAUAGGUAGAGGCAAAAACAAUAUAUUGGAAUCCUGAAAUUUUUUCCAUACAAAUAUGGGUGUCUCUGUGUGUGUGUGUGUGUGUGUGUGUGUGUGUGUGUGUGUGUGUAUUUAGCUAGUUAGUUACCACAUUUCAAAUCAGCUUAUUUCUUUAUUCCUGCUGAGUUAAACUGACAGGUUCAAAGACUUUGGAAGAAAUUAGGUUUCCUCCCCACAACUUUUUUGUAAUCCUUAGUUAAUCAUGGGAAACAAUGUUUUUAAGAAGAAAAAAUAGUCCCUGGAACAAAUUUAGCCUUAUGAAAACAAAAUAUCAUUUCUUUGACAAGAAAUUCCGGACAGCUACAAGACCGGUCAAGGAUAAGCAGAAUCUAAGAGGAAGAAAGUUCAGGCGAACUUUCCACACAUAGGCCCCUGACAGCCACUGCAGAUGGUCACGGUUCAGCAAGCUAGUCACACACAGUGAGAACCACUCCUGCUAGAAACAGAGCAACUGUGCAUUAUCCCCUUCUUCCUGAGUCUCCUUCCCUAGUACUAGUUUGUAGUCAGAUUACCCUGAGCCUACACGGGAAGACUGCAGAAAAUAAUAGAGGAGCAAGCUGACUUAAACUGACUGAAAAACACCAUGAAACCAGGUGAAAAUAAAUAAGCUCUUGCUAGAAGAUGGCAGACAUUUCCCAGGCCUGUGGACAUUACCUGAGGAAGGCCAGGUCUGGGGAGUUCAACAGAACAUUGCCUCAUAUCAUUUCAUUCUCAGAAUUUCCUAGUCAGUCACAUCUUAGUUUUUCACCAGGAUCAUAUGCUUCCAGGCAAAAGUAUUUAAAUCCAUUUAAGCAGUCAUCUUUUUCCAUCCCUAAACCUCUCCUCAAGUCUCACACUAUAUUUGGAAUGCUCCCCUCUCUAUAUAUCUGGACAUUCAUUUCUUGUUAACUCACCAAGGAAUCUCUUGAGAUUAUUCAAUUUCAAAAUCUCAUCUCUUUAUGAGCUCCCUGAUAGGCAGAAAAAGACAGCAGAGUUUUCCCCUGGUGUGACAUGCAUCAGAUUAUUCUCUUACCAAUAAAUGCAGGCAUUCCUUUCCUCGAUUUUUUUUUUGUCAGGGAGGUUCAUUAAUUUAUUUGUUCAUGUGCUAUUUAUCUCACUUUAUAUGAAUAUAAAAUAUCUGUUGUUGUCAUUGGAAUGUCUUAGGUCUUCCAAGAGGAAAGGAACUGUGUCUGUUGAAUGCACUUUGCACCAUGUCUAGCAAAGCACUCAGUGGAAAGCGUUACUUUAACAGAUGCUUUUGAUGCUGUUGUUUAAAGGUUCCUGUACAACUUCUUUUAGUGUAGAAUUUGUAUAUUUCUGCCUGUGACCUUCAGGCAUCUAUAGGACCAGAGGAUCUGACAGGAAGGUGCUAGAGCAGGGCAGCUGAGGGAAGGGAGCUGAGCCACACACCUUUUCUACACUAAUAGUCAUCCCUUGACCUGAAGGAUAGUUGCAGACACAGCAAUCGUUUACAUUUCUAAGAAAAAGCAGUUGCUUGAUUGCUUGGGGAAGAAAAUUUUGAGAAAAAUGCAUGAUUCUGGUCAAUAUAAGAGCCAUUUACUGAGGAUCUACUCAGUAACAGACACUGGAAAAAUACUUUGCAUACAUUCAUUUAAUGACAUGAAGAGUAAGUCUAAUCGUUUCCAAAAGUAGCUUUCAAAAAAAUCAAAGUCGAGUAUUUUUCCACCUAUCAUUUCAUGAAUGAGAAAACUGAGUAUCAAAGAGGUUUAAUAACAGUCUCUCUGGCUCCAAAGCUGAGACCAUACAUUGGCAGCCCAUGGGGUAGAUCUGGCUACAGAUAUGUUUGGUUUCGCUGACAGUGCAUUUUAUUUAACAUCUGAAUUAGCUGCCAACAUUGGGCCUCAUUAAUGACAGGGGAUUUGUUACCCUACAUUCUAUAUGCCUACCUGAAAAUAGUUGGACAGAGGCAAGGUCAGUCCCUUUAGAUGAGGUUGGAGAUCUCUAGUUGUUCACACUCUUCACUAAUCCACCAUCACUCAUUCACCUUACUUGCCUGGCCCCUAAGCAUCUCACUUUUCAAGUCCUGCUCUGAAGAGUGUAUUCCUUCCCCCGCCAAGCUUCCAAAGGAAAUCAACUCCUGAACAUUAUCCUUGACCCUAUUUGUGUUGUGCAGGUAGUGACGUUAUCCCAUUCCAGGUUUCCAUAUCCUUGCUCACAGUGCUGCUUGCCCUUUGGUCCUAUAUCCAGUGGGAUCUCCAAACAGUAUUUCAUUGUUUGGGGAAGUCUCUUUUGACCAAUGACAAAGAUGUUGGGAGAAAUCCAGUACCUUUUUUUGGCAUCUUUCUGUCAUAGCCCCUGGGUCCCCUGGCAACGACAUUCCUUCCCACCUCUUUCUGCAGAGAUGAGUCAUUCUCCCAAGCUCUUGGAGCUCUAGUAUCUAGGGACAGAAACUGGCUCCCACUGCUGCCUCUAGACUGCUGUUCUAUAACCUUCAUCCAAAAAUCUCUUCUGUUUUGCAGGUGUGCCCGCUUCCUCAACUCUGAAAAUCACCUGCUUCCCAGCCUUCUCUGAAGAUUCUUCUUUCUGAUUUAUAACAUGCCUCUCCACCCUACUUCCUGCUAUUAUCUGGGUGAUUGUAGCACCCCCCGUAACAUUCUACUCUCUUGCUUCUUAAUGCUCUGAUGACCUCCUCCUCCUCCUUUUCCCACCUCUUCCUCCUCCUCCUCCUCCCACUUCUAUACUUAGAGAGGUGGAGAAAACAGGAGAAGGGAUAACUACGACUUUUGUCCUCAAAUACCAGGAAAACUAGUAAAAUACACAGUAUCUCAUUUUAUGCAUUCAUUUGCUGAAAAUAUUUCCAAAGUUUAGAAAAAUGAUUUUUGGAUGUACUAUAUAAUAAAUAAAAAUGCACUCAGAAUGCUAGAGUGUCUACCAAUUUAAAAGAACAAUAUUAUUUGUUUGACUGUGAUUAUCCUUAGGAAAAAAUAAGCCCUGAUUUAACUUAUCAAUUUCUGAAAAAAUAGUGUAUGGACGACCUGUAUCAGAAUUAACCUAAUUUUUGUUAAAAACAUAUUCCCAGACCCCAUCCAAGAUACACAGAAUUGGAAUCUCUAUGAAAACCACCUGAAAAUUUCCUUUUUAAUAAUCUCUUGGGGUACUUCUCGUGUGUGUGUGAAUUUUUUAAGUCCUGGUUGAUUAUAAGUGAUAAUACAACCUGCUCUUUUCAUUCUGUCACUGUGUUGAAAAGUUAACAACUCUCAGCUCAGAGAAUUGUCAGUGGGUAUUGGUACCAAAGUCCUCUGUGGGAUUUUGACCAGCACUGAAGCGGAAACUUGGCGUCCGAAGUCUGCCAAGUGCAAGAACUAGAGCUGAAAUGAUGAAGUGAGUGAUGGGGACAGCACUGGGCACUGCCCAAACUUUUUGAAAGCUUUCAGAAUGAAAUGGGGAAAUGGAAACUUUCCUCUGUUUGAAAUAUAAAAGACAAAUGUGUACUGAAGGCAAUUUUGGCAACUCAACUUCACAUUGAACAAGUGAAGACAAUAUGAGUUUCUCCAAUAAAAACUAAAAAGCUGUUUUCAAAUUGACCUAAGAUGAUUGAAAAUGGAAAAUAUUUGCUAUUUGGGUUAUUAGUUUGAGAGCAAGUGCCCCAGGAAAUAUUUUGCAAUUUAACUUAAAUGGUUAUAAUGUACAUUUUCUUGAACUUCAUUAAAGGAUUUGUCUCUUUUUGCCUUUCUAUUAGGUUGAACCAUAUGACAUUGCCAACAUUUGACUGACUCUGACAUAUAAACACAGCCCUUUCAUAAGGGUCCACUAACAGUUCUGCUGCUACCUACCCAAUUCUAACCACAUUGGCUCUCCUCAGAACUAUUGGAAAUAGCCUCUGAAUAGAAGUCCUGCCUUUUUUUUAUUAUUUAUUUAAAAAUUACUUCUUUUCUCUUUGCAUUUUUCUUCUUUUGAUAUUUUUAAUUGUGGCAAAAUCCACAUAACAUAAAAUUUUAUCAUCUUACCAUUUUUUGGGUAUCCUUUUAAUGAAUAUUUUCCUAUCCCUCCCUAUCUGACCUAUUUUUUUUUUUUUUUUUUUUUUUUUUUGAGACGGAGUUUCACUCUUGUCGCCCAGGCUGCAGUGCAGUGGCACCAUCUCUGCUCACUGCAACCUCCACGUCCUGGGUUCAAGCUAUUCUCCUGUCUCAGCCUCCUGAGUAGCUGGGACUACAGGUGCACACCACCACACCCAACUAAUUUUUAUAUUUUUAGUAGAGAUUGGGUUUCACCACAUUGGCCAGGAUGGUCUCGAUCUCUUGGCCUCGUGACCCAUCCGCCACAGCCUCCCAAAGUGCUGGGAUUACAGGCGUGAGCCACCAUGCCUUGCCACCAUUUUUUAAGUGUACAGUUCAGCAGCAUUAAGUGUAGUUGUGCAAGCAUCACCACUAUCCCAUCACAUACCUUUCUUCCUUGUGAAAAAUGGAUACUCUGCACCUAUUAAACAACUUCACUUUUUGCCCUCCCCCAGUUCUGGCAACCACCAUUCUACCUUUUGUCUCUAUGAAUUUGAUAACUUAAAAUACCUCAUAUAAAUGGAAUCAUACAGCAUGUGUCUUUUUGUGACUGGCGUAUUUCUCUUAGCAUAAUGUCCUCAAGGUUCAUCCAUAUUGAAGCACGUACCAGAAUUUUUUUCUUUUUAAGGCUGAAUAGUAUUCCAUUCUCAUUGCCUGGCCUCAAUCUCUCAAGACUGUAACCCAUUCCCAGCUUAAUCACCUGAUAGCUGCAUCAAACCCACUAUUAUCCAGCCACAUUGAACCAUUACAUUCUCUGAAAACACCUCUUGCUUUUUCCCCUAUUUUGCUCACACUAUUACACGGCCCGAAGUGUCCUUUAUUCCUCUUUAAGGACCUCCACAUGGGUGCCCCCUCCAAGAGUUGCCUGCCUCGCAUGACCAUCCCACAUUCAGCUCGCUCUACCCUCUCUGCUUUGGGACUCUCUUCCACUCUCCCUGCUUUAGCUCCACCAUUAGGCUGAUGGUUCCGAAAUCUUUUUCUAGCCUAUGUUUCUAUCACGAACUUUGAUUCAGAUUCGCAGUUUCUUGUGGGACUGCUUCAUCUAGAUGUCUCACUGGAGCUUCCAACUCAACAUGACCAAAGCUGAACUCAUCACCUAACCCCCAAACCUGCUUUCUCCUUAUUUGGUGGCAACACCAUCCAUCUACUCCAUCUUCUGAGUUAGGAACCUAGAAGUCAACCCUGAUUUCUCCCUGAGCUGACUCCUCACAGACAAAGAAUUCAGAAAGCCCAUUAACUUCACUGCCUGACUUUUUCUCAAGCUUCUCCUCUCCUCCCAUCCAUUCUGCUAAUAUCUAAGUUCAGACUCUCACCUUCUCCUGUCUACAACUCUAUGAUAAUCUUGAACUUCUCUCCCACUCUCAUUUCCCUGAAUGCCAUCCUCCAUACAGCUGCCCUUGUAAUCACUUUAAAAUGCAAAUCCAAUUCCAGUUCUGUUUCCCACUAUACAUUCUAUAUCCUGCAUGAUCCCAAUUCUUCUCCAGGCAUAUUUCUGGCCAAUUUCUGCCUCCUGGCUUAAUCUCCAACAGCCUAGAAUGGACAUAAUACCCUAACAUUGGAUAGUUUUCUUCCUCCUGGGUCUACUCAGCUUUUCCCUCUAUUAGGGCACCCACCUACCCCACUUCACCUCCCCAACACUUCCUAAUCCCUAAACUCAGCUCAGGGAGGCAUUUGUCAUCUCUGCCUGGCUCAGAUGAGAUGCUCUGCCCUGAGCACUAUGAGUAAUUGGGAAGCAGGAUUCUAUGUAGGAUGGUUAGGAGCCUGGGGCUUGUCAUGAGUAAGAACUCAUGGGUUUGAAUUCCGUAUCCUCAACUUUCAAAUGUUGGGACCUCUGAAAUUGCUUUAACUUCUCUCAGUUCCAGUUUUCUCAUCUGAAAACUGAGGAUAGAAUACCUACCUAGUAAGGGGGGUAUGGGAAAUGCAUGUAAAGUAUUUAAUAAGUGCUCAAUAAAAUAAAACUAUUGAUUUAUCUCA
Messenger RNA from Pan troglodytes (chimpanzee), 11475 nucleotides. RefSeq names its product carbohydrate sulfotransferase 9 (gene CHST9). The record is from RefSeq and is a predicted model, not a curated record. Lineage: Eukaryota; Metazoa; Chordata; Mammalia; Primates; Hominidae. Gene Ontology annotation, cellular component: membrane. Gene Ontology annotation, biological process: proteoglycan biosynthetic process; carbohydrate biosynthetic process. Gene Ontology annotation, molecular function: sulfotransferase activity. The coding region runs from base 358 to 1689 and encodes 443 amino acids. The transcript has 6 exons.